Messenger RNA from Haemonchus placei, 957 nucleotides. NCBI's taxonomy places the organism in Eukaryota, Metazoa, Nematoda, Chromadorea, Rhabditida, Trichostrongylidae. The record is from the annotation of a GenBank genome assembly.
AUGGUUAAGAUGACUGAAAAAUCAUUGGAAGAUAUUGAAAUCGUACUCAAUCCGGAUCAAAAACAUUGGAUGGAAAUAGUCCAGUGGUGCUCUAAAACAGAAGAAUGGAUGUUCACUGUUGAAGAUUACAAGAUUUGGUUAGAAUCCUUUGAGAAAUUCUGGUUCUACGUCGCAAUCGACAAAGAGUCAAAAGAAGCCGUUGCAAGUAUAUCGCUGAGUUUCGAUCGCUCUUCGAAUGGGGAUAAAGAAGACGAUAUUUACUAUGUUGGUAUGUACUAUGUACGUCCGGAAUGGCGGAGCACUGGCUUAGGAACGCUUUUAUUCGACAAAAUCAUGGAAAUAGGCAAGCACAGCAACAUGGCUCUGAAUGGAGUGAUGAAAAUGUCACCGAAGUACGCGUCAAAGUACGGAUUCGAUAAAAUGCCAGCCUAUAAGCACGAUUUUGCGUCAAUACCCACAGAACAUUUGGUAAUUCCACAAGUUGACUCACAUUAUGUGAUAAAGGAUCUUAAUGAAGUCGAUGAGUCGAAGUUGGUCGCCUACGAUGUCAGCAUUUCUCAUCGUAGUCGAGCCAAAUAUCUCAUGAACUUCAUAUCUAGCGAUGACUCAUUUACAAAGAUAGCUUUGGAUGGCAAUGGCAAGGUGGUCGGAAUCGGUUGUGUUCGUGCCGUCUAUUCCAAUGAACUUUGUGCGGGACCAUUUUAUGCUGACAAUAAGGCUGUGGCAGAAUCGCUUCUGUCCAAAAUCCUUUCAUCAAUACCUGACAUCAAGAAGUAUAAAACAUUCGGAUCUCUCUAUCCAGCAAUCAAUUCGGAAGCUGCUAGUGUUUUCGAAGCGCUCGGAGGUGGUCAUGCCCAAAUUGGUCCAUUCACUCAGUGCCAAUUCACUAAGCGGAUCUUCCCAACCUCCGAUGAGAAAGUUUUUGGAGUCAUCGAGUGUGCCUGCAGUAUCGUCUGA